Messenger RNA from Syngnathoides biaculeatus (alligator pipefish), 2283 nucleotides. RefSeq names its product urocortin-3-like. NCBI's taxonomy places the organism in Eukaryota, Metazoa, Chordata, Actinopteri, Syngnathiformes, Syngnathidae. The record is from RefSeq and is a predicted model, not a curated record. Bases 40 to 630 code for a protein of 196 amino acids. Gene Ontology annotation, biological process: adenylate cyclase-activating G protein-coupled receptor signaling pathway; cellular response to nutrient levels; hormone-mediated signaling pathway. The transcript has 2 exons. Gene Ontology annotation, molecular function: corticotropin-releasing hormone receptor 2 binding; hormone activity. Gene Ontology annotation, cellular component: extracellular region.
GUCAUUAUGGGCAGAUUAUUGUGAUUGUGAUAUUUUUAGAUGGGAGAAAUACAUAGCAAUGAGUGUGGAGGAAAUGAGAUUAAAAGAAGGGAGGGGGAAUGCAACAAAGAAAGGGGAACGGCGAAGACGGACAGCAGUGAAGACGGCGGGGUCGUGCAGGACUCUCAGCUACUUGAAGGUCCCGCUGCGUGGCACGCUGGUUGCUCCUGUCCUUGCUCUGAGGAGGAGACAGAAGACAUUUUUAGAGCUGCGAGCAUGAGGACGGUGAGGUUGUGCCUGUGCCUGGCUCUGCUGAUGCCUUGCGGGGUCCAUGCUCAGAGGAGCAGCUCGACUCUCGCCCAAUUCCACAAGGACACAAGGAGAGGCAAGCCGACCGUCGACACUGUGAGUCGUGGCGGCGCGUUGAACUCGUUGCUCCACUCCAAGCAGCGGAUGCUUCUGCAGCUGGCGCGAGCCCCGCCGGCGGCCCAGGUGUUAAAGAGAGCCCAGCCGGGGUCUCGCUUUGCCCUGUCGCUUGAUGUCCCCACCAGCAUUCUAAGUGUCCUCAUAGACCUGGCCAAGAACCAGGACUUGAGGACCAAAGCGGCAGCCAAUGCUGAACUGAUGGCGCGAGUCGGCAAAAGGAAAUAGUCUACUAGUGUGGCAGAUAAAAAAGAUGGAGUUUGAGUGGAAAAACACUUAACACUUUAUUACUGACAAUCCUAGCUCAGAUAUAAUUAGAUAUUAGAUCUGCCUUUCUACUUGCAUCACUUGUUAAUACAUGCACUUUAAUGUCACUUGUAGAAGAGGAAAGAGCUGCACAACUCCACCAAUCCUCCGUGGGUCAUAUUCUUUUAUUUCUUGUCUUUUUGCAUGUCGUGAAUUCAAAAAAAGCUUGUUCAAUUAAAUGUGAUAAUAAUAUUUAAUUGUCGCCCACGUCUUAUUACUUUACCUCUGCAUCGACGAGCUUCAGCUAGCAAUUAAAGACAAAUGACUCCGUCACCCCCAGCACUGGAGUUGGCCGAUAAAUACCACAAAGACACAGCCAGGAUAUUGAUCUCAGAAAGAAAUGAAAGAGCAGAACUUUCAUAAAGGGGAAAUUUGUUCACAAUGCUUGUUGUGUUUUACACUUCUGGGCUAUGCUAACCAAGUCUUUGUGCUUAAUCUGCACUGUUAUGGAAGGUUAUCUCAUGGUGUGAUUCAUUUGGAAUCCUGCGCUGAGCAUGAACUGCUAUUCAACAGAGUGAAAUAAACUGUUCCUCUGAUUCACACUGGAAAUUCGCUCUCGUCUACGCCGGUCAUGUCCUUGAGAAAAUUAAACCUCAUACAGAUGUCAGACAAAUUCAACUAACAAGCACCGCAAACGCCACACAAAUCUUUCAUGAUGGAAUUAAGAGCGAUAUUUACUUACAAUAAAAAAAACAAGGUGUGGACAACUAGACAGCAUAUCUACCUCACCAUUCUGAGGACUUCAAAUCCAGCCUCACCUGUGUGGAGUUCUCUCCCUGCCUGCGUGGGUUUUCUUGGGGUAUGGAUAGGUUUCCAAUUACACCAUCUUGUGUGUCAUCGAGGUCAGAGAACACAGGUGAUGGGUGAAGCGUGAAGUUUUUUUUCCAUCGUUAAUUUAUCCGAUUGGUCUAAGGGUGGUGGUGAUGUCAUUGGAAACCUAUCCACAAUAGGUUCAUUGAAGGCUUUAAGUUGCCCAUAGGUGUGACUGUGAGUCUGAUGGUUGCUAGUUUAUAUUUGGCCAGUUCAGGGUGUACACUGCCUUUCACCCAGGUCACCUAGGAUAGGCUCCAGCACGCCCGUGACCCUUGUGAAGAUAAGUGCUACAGAAAAUGAAUUAAUGAAUAAAAAGCAAGAUUUAGUUUGUUGGAUGAAUCCUGUGGAAGAUCCCUUCUUAGCCAAAGCCUAAAUGCCAAGCUUAAAUGACUCACACUCUCUGAAUAUACAUUGGUAACAUGUCCCUGAACUACUAAUUCUCUAUAGCUUUUUGUCAUAAAUAGCUAGCUGGACUUUAAAUGACUGGUCGUCAGUCAGUCACAGGGCACGCAUAAACACUAAAUCAUCCACUAUGAACAUUUUCAGGUUUUCAGUGAACACACCAGACAUGUUUUGUGAAUAUUCGAGGACGCUGAAGCGGGGGAAACAAACAAACAAAAAAAAAAAAACAAAACAAAAACACGUUAACACCUAACUUAUAUUUUAUUAAAUAAAGACAAAUAUUGUGGCGACCGUGGAAGUUAAGCGUAGUUAAAUGAGUGGCUACAGAUGGCAAGCAAACCUUGUAAAAAUGACGCACAU